This is a messenger RNA of Ctenocephalides felis (cat flea), 1241 nucleotides long. Its product is annotated as adenosine kinase 2-like. NCBI's taxonomy places the organism in Eukaryota, Metazoa, Arthropoda, Insecta, Siphonaptera, Pulicidae. Gene Ontology annotation, molecular function: adenosine kinase activity. The record is from RefSeq and is a predicted model, not a curated record. Gene Ontology annotation, biological process: purine ribonucleoside salvage. Bases 114 to 1151 code for a protein of 345 amino acids. The transcript is spliced from 6 exons. Gene Ontology annotation, cellular component: cytosol; nucleus.
CGGAUAGCAACACUGUGCUUUUAAAUUAAAUGUGAUUUUUUAGGUUAUUUACACAAAUAGUUCAUUUUUGUAUUUAAUUUUAAUAUUGUUAUUCGGAAUCUCUGUAUUUUACAAUGGCUAAAGUCAGUGAAGGAGCACUUCUAGGAAUAGGCAAUCCCCUUUUAGAUAUAUCUGCUGUUGUUGAUGAGGCGUUACUGACUAAAUAUGGUUUGAAACCAGAUGAUGCCAUAUUAGCUGAAGAAAAGCAUAUGCCAUUAUAUAAAGAAUUAGUUGACAAAUAUAAAUCGGAGUUUAUUGCUGGAGGUAGUGCUCAAAAUGCUGUACGGGUUGCCCAAUGGAUUUUACAAGUACCUAAUGUAGCAUCAUAUUUUGGUUGUGUGGGAAAUGAUGAAAAUGCAAAAAUUUUAGAAGCUAAGGCGAGGUCAGAUGGUGUAAAUGUUUUUUACCAAGUUACUGAUAAAGAACCAACUGGAACUUGCGCAGUUUUAAUUACUGGUGCUAACAGGUCUUUAGUAGCUAAUUUAGCAGCAGCUAAUUGUACUACUAUUGAUCAUAUUCAAAAACCAGAAAACAAGGAAGUCAUAGAAAAAUCCAAAAUUGUUUAUAUUUCGGGUUACUUUUUGACAGUUAACCCUGAGAUAAUACAAACACUCGCAGAACACUGCUUGACUACAAAUAAAAUGUUUGUGAUGAAUCUCAGUGCUCCAUUUUUAUGCCAAUUUUUCAAAGAGCCACUUAUGAAUGCAAUGCCAUAUGUUGAUGUUUUGUUUGGAAAUGAAACUGAAGCCCUAACAUUUGCAAAGGAGCAAAACCUCGGCACAGAGAACUUAAAAGAAAUUGCUCAAAAAAUAAGUAAACUACCAAAGAAAAAUAUUAGGCGUCCACGUGUCGUUGUGAUUAGUCAAGGCAAGGACCCUGUCUUGUUUGCUGAUGGUCAAGGCGAAGUGAAAGAAUAUCCUGUUCAACAACUUGAUCCAAAACAGAUUAUUGAUACUAAUGGGGCUGGUGAUGCUUUCACGGGAGGUUUUCUAGCCCAACUUGUACAGUGUCAACCUUAUGAUGUUUGUAUAAAAUGUGGAAUCUGGUGUGCUUCUGAAGUUAUUCAAAGAUCUGGAUGUACUUUCGAAGGAAAGCCUGCAUUUAAACCUUGAGGUAAAUGUUAACACAAAUAACGUGACUUCUAAUCAUAUCAGAAAAGUACAAAAAUUGUUCAAUAAGAAAAAUGUAGAUUGCAUUUUAAU